This is a messenger RNA of Chinchilla lanigera (long-tailed chinchilla), 1190 nucleotides long. Its product is annotated as myelin-associated oligodendrocyte basic protein-like. The transcript has 2 exons. NCBI's taxonomy places the organism in Eukaryota, Metazoa, Chordata, Mammalia, Rodentia, Chinchillidae. The coding region runs from base 198 to 662 and encodes 154 amino acids. The record is from RefSeq and is a predicted model, not a curated record.
AGCCGCCGGGCAGGGCAGCCCUGACCCCCGCUCCGCCGGCCAGGGCCCUUCUCCUCCUCCGGGGACCCAGACCCCUGCGCGGCCGGCACCUGCUGUCCGGGUCAGCCUCCCCUGAGGGACCUGGGACGGGGUCGGGGUUGGCGCCCAGAUCUGCGCACCGGCCUCUGCCCGGGCGGCGCGUUGGGUCCGGGGAGCCUAUGACCCGAGCAAAGCCCGGCGCCCUCCGGGCAGCGGCUCCGGGCAGACGCGCUCCUCCCACGCGACCCUGCUGUGAAGUCUCGGACUCCACACUGAGCUCCAGGCGAGAGGCGCUUGGCUUCCUGUCCCCACCCGCGGCACCACGCGGGGUCGCCGGCCACGCCUCGCGGCGCCCCCAAACCCUGGGGCCGGGGCUCUGCAGCGCCCCCUCUGCCCGGCUGCGCGGCACGGCCCGGGAGCGGCUCCCGCUGUCCGGAGCUGUCCCGCUCCCUCCGCGGCUCCCCUGCGCUCCUUGGGCGGCGCAGAGUCCUCGGACGCGGCCGGAGGUCGCGCCUGUCCCCUGCCUCCGAGAUCCUCCUGAUCGCAGCCUGGCAGCGAGGCAGACGGAGCAACCCGGCAGCCCUGACUCAGCUCCUUGGGGCAAACGCUGGCCCUGGAAUCCCGGGGACCAGAGCCACGGCUAAGCUGCUGGAGGAUAGGACCGCCCCGUCCAGGGAGAGACCGAGGGCCGGAACAGGGGAGCCGGGCAGCUGGAAUCGGGCUGGGGCUGCGAGCUGCCAGGUCAGGCUGAUGAGGAAGAGAGGUGCGCAAGAGGUCAAAGAAUCAAGAAGCUGUGGGGACUAAACUAGGGCUUGGACAAAUGAAUGAUAAACAAAAUUGCCCCCUCAGCCCACCUGGGGGAGGGGCAGAAAAUACUCUCACUUGGAUACUGCAAGCAUGAAACCAUGAAAGAACUGUUCCCUGCACCUGCACCUGCGCCUGCGCCUCCACCUGCACCUGCCCAGAGAAGUAAACAACACGGACGAUGGAGCUUAUGAGGGUGCUCAGCUCAGUUCUCCUGACCUGGGAUCUUUAACGACGGCUGAUCUUCUAUUUCUACGUGUAUGUAAGAGCCAUGGUUGCAUUUCCUGCUGGAAGCUACAACAGAAUGGCAAGAGUACCGAGAUAGAAUACUAUGGAAAGAAGCAGAAUACCUCCUAUGGACAAUCUUG